Ruditapes philippinarum (Manila clam) is the source of this 4143-nucleotide messenger RNA. RefSeq lists its product as uncharacterized. Bases 189 to 644 code for a protein of 151 amino acids. Gene Ontology annotation, cellular component: membrane. The transcript is spliced from 3 exons. The record is from RefSeq and is a predicted model, not a curated record. Lineage: Eukaryota; Metazoa; Mollusca; Bivalvia; Venerida; Veneridae.
AUUGACAAUUCAAUUAAUGGCGAACAUGUUUACAAAUUUGAAACUUCCAACUUAAAAUCAACGCUAUGUAAAGACAAGAAAUAUAUCAGAUUUAAACGUUGGCGUUUUAAGAUUGAGAAUACAAAUUGACGUAAAGUUUACUAUUCUAAUAUUGAAUACAGGUGUUCAAACAGUAGAAAGAAACAACCAUGCAGUACUAUGACAGUAAAUCUCAGUUGGACGGGAGCGAGAUGGACUCCCAGUCCGCGUUUGAAAUGCAUCAAUGGCCGUCCCAUUACUCGUCACAGGCUAGUAUGGCGAGUAUCACCCCUAGUUACAAGAGUUACCUCUCGACUUACACACCAUCUCAAGCCUCCUUCUUCGUACUUCCUGUCACAGCUGAAGCUCCGAAUGAGAUGCAACGGGCGCAAGAUAACUGGGGAUUUGCAUUCUGCUCCUUAUUUUGCAAUCCUAUUUUUGGAAUUGCAGCCAUUCUUCUUGCUGAGAUGUCUAGAGAUUUCUUCAAGAAGAAGGAAUACAUACAGGCAUCAAAAUACGGGUCCUACGCAAAAGGAGCGGCAUUGGGCGGGAUCAUAUCCACCAUCAUCGUGUUAGUGCUAAUUAUAGCCCAAGUUUUACAUUAUAGACUCAAGUUUAACUACUAGCAGGAUCUAGUGCGAGACUGCUAGUCCAAGGUUGUUUUAACAAGGCAAGAAAAUACUGUUUAGUUUAAACGCAUCCAGAUUUCAUUUACUUCCAUAAUCAGGGUUUUCUUUGUGGCAGUGAGAGUCGUAGCUUUGUUUCUAUUUGAACUGAAUUUUGUUAUACCUUUUCAAUGAAUACAGACUAACUUAUAUGAAAAUUAUGUGUAAUAAAAUUGAAUUUUUUGAGUUAAAUUUUUGUUAACAUUAAGUUUAUUCAAUUGUGCAUGACCAAAGUUACAAAAAAAAUCAUGUUUUCUUUGUUUAAUUUGGAAGAUAUUUUGCUGAAUAGUUAUAUGUAAAAUCAUGAUUUUUGGUUUAUAUGUGAUCAAAAUAUCAAUAUCAUUCUGUAAUAGAAUUUUUUUUGUAAAUUUUAUAGAACAAUGCUUCAACACCAGAUUUUUGUACUUUUUAAUUGCAAAAAACGGUUUUUGAAUUGUACAGUUUUUUCUUGUUUUUGUGCCAUUUGUAAAUAGAAAUCAUUACAAAAUCUUUUUAAUCUUGUAUCAUAAAAUUUAUGACUGUUUUACAAACAGAAUGAAAGUGUUCAUAUGUAUUUUUAUGGUUGUGAAUAGUAUCUUUUAUUUUUAACUUUUCUUUGUUAUAAGAUAACAAAAUAAAUCGUGAUUCUGUUACAUUGUUGCAAGCUUGAUCAUAGGUUGUGAAUUAUUCGCUUAAAUUUUUUUUGAGCAACUUAAACCAUGGGUAAAAACCUUUUUAAAAAUCAAUUUUAUUUUACAUGGUAUGCUUUGCCAUGCGAAACUAAAAAUUUAUCAUCAUAUUUGUGAAGUUAAACUAAAUAAAGCCAUUUUCUGCAUUAUGUAAGUAAUUAGGUAAUUGUUAAGCUGGCAUGCCUCGUGAGUCCAGAUAAGUUUACAGAUUUCUGAUUUUCAAAAAAAAAAAAUUGGGAGGAAAAAAAUCAGUAAUACAUGUAGGUUUUAAGAAAUGUUAAAAUAUUCAUGAUGCAAGUUUCCUAGUUAAUCCAAGAUUCAGACACUUGAAAGAAACCAGCAAUGCUGGAAUAUUUUACACCAUCUGUGUUUGAAACAAAAUUUAUAGGCCUUUUAGGAGUGGUAACCAUUUUUCUUUUCUCGAACAUUUUUUCUUAACUUCAAGCAAUUUUGUAAUCAAUUUUACAAUCUCUCAUAACAGACUGUUAUAAAUUAUUUUUGGAAAUAUAAGCAUUUAACAGUCACUGUAUUCUUGAUUUUUGCAUUGAAUGAAUUUUGCUCAUUACUACUAGAGUUUUAGUUUAGUAGAUAAUUUUACACUUUUAGUUCCCAACACCAAAGUAUGGCUGGGAAAAAUUGAAAAGGCUCAUCAUGUGGAUAUACAAAAUGUGUGAUUGUGCAUUUGUAAAAAUGACUUUUUUUUCAAAACUACUUCAAGAACAUGACAUUUAAUCAAAUAUGUGUCACCAACUUGUAAAUUUGGUAAAUUUUGAAAACUUCGAGGAAUAUUCAUAGUUGUAUAUGUUGGCUUUACAUGAUUGCCCGUUUACAAUAAUGUAUAUAAAUUUUUAUCAUGGAAUAUAUUAUAUUGUAUUGUUUUCAAAUCAUUUAGCCGCAAGCAUUUUAUGGUAAAGCAAGUAAAGAAUGAUCUUUAUCAUUUAUAUUGAUAAUUAUUGUUAUACAUGAUGGUUGUGACAUGAAAGUGCUUAUUUCAAGUUUUUAUUUUUUUUGAGCUGAGCUUCCCAUUCAGAAUGUUUAUUGUGAUUUGUACAUUUCACUUUUCAUGAAUUGCCGAGGGUGUUUGUGCAAAAACUGUGGUUAUUAUGUAUGUACCAUAUACAUUAUAAUUUAUCAUAUUCAAUCAAGUCACAGAUAUGUGGAUUCUAAUUUAGAAUUGUUAAAGUCGCUGACUUAAAAACUUUAAGGUUUUCCUCUAUUUUUUGCGAAGGAUAUGGUGCCGGAUAUUUUAAAUCUUGGUGACUAAAAAUUGCGAUAGGAGAACGGGAAUGGUUCAUUCUGUGCGCAGCCUUGUGCCUGAAUUAAUGUGAGGCAGUUGAAAAUUGGGAUUGUUUCUGUAUCAGUGAAAAACCUUAGAUAUUCACCAUAUGACCUGCAUAUAAAUUUCUGUGAAUUAUAGCCGAACAUCAUUGUACCAUCUGGUCUGUAAAUGUAUACUCAUGACAUGCUAUAGAAGUAUCCAAGAUGACAUUAUGUAUGCACAUUUUGCAUAUGUAUAUUAUGCCUUUCAUGCACUUCUAUUUGAAAUUCUGUUUAAUGCAAACCAAUACAUUGCUAAAUUUUCACACUUUUCCCCCAAAGAGCAAGGUCAUAGCAUUUUCAAGCUAUCACUUAAAGUGCCACUUUUACUACAACUAUCUAUACCAAAAAAAUAUAUUUCUUCAGUUGUGAUCACUUGUUUUAGUCUUAUUUCCCUUAAUAUUGUUGUUGGGCACUUUUUUGGCAUUUUAAUUAUCCCACUUUGAUAUAUAUGCAGUAAAAUUCUUAGUAUUUCAACUUAAAAACCCUUUAACCUUGUAAGGGUGUAUUUAUCAAGGGAAGUAAUUUAUAUGUAAAGGAACUUUCAAGAUUACAGGCCCUUGGAUUGAUUUUGAUAUGAUAUUUGUACAUUAUGUUGUCAUGUUAUCAUGUUAAGAGCUUAUAAUAUAACUUUAUACAUGUAUAAUACACAAGAUCAUUAGCAUUUUCAAACUUUAUUUGCAAUUUUAACACAACAUGAUAUGAUAAUUUUGUUUCUUGCAUUCAUUUUCACUAGAUUCAUAUGUAUAAACUACAUGUAUUAGUUAAUCAGGCAAUUUAACUGGUGUAAAAACAGUAAAAAAUAAGAGAAUAUUGAUAUUAAAAGCAUUUGAUUUUCAUUGAAUACAUGACAAGAGAGAAAAUAUAACAUUCACAAAAUCUGUGGAAGGCUUUUUUUAAAAACUAAUUAGGUCAAUGAAUAAAAGUGCUUAUUUAUGCCCAUAUCUUCUAUCAUGUAAUUUUUUGAAGCCACUUGAUUUCUGGGCAAAUUAACCGUAAUAUUUUUUUUCCUGAAUAUGCAAAAUAUCUGUUUAAGUAUUCAUGCAUAUUCAAAUAUUUGUACAUCAUGUUAUACAUAUGCAUGUAUUUUGCAAUACAUUAUCCAUAAUAUAUGCGUCCGUAAAUCAAUCAGAUCUAUUUUGGUUAUAUAAUUUCUUUGGUUAUAUUAUUUCUUUUUUCUGAUAUAUAAUAAUUGUACACAGAUAGAUAUUAAUUUAGUUACUUAGGAACACAAGUUAAUUCAAUUUAUUCAGUGAUCUUUCUGUUUAAUUCAGAUUUCAGUUUAAUAUUCUUACAGAUAAUAUAGUUUUUAGUCAAUUCAUAUGUAUAUGUCAUUAAUUCAUUUAUGGAAUCAGUUCUUAUGUAUAUAUAAAGGAAGCGAGGUAUUUUUAUACAUUUUUAUAUAAAAUAUAUACAUAUCAACUAUUAUAAAACCAUUCCCUGUACUAUAAAUAUAUAAAGAAUCUGAAAAAGGA